AUCCAUAUCCAUUCUAUGUUGAAAAUCUUCAGAUAAACGAUCCCUUUUGCUCUCUCUCUCUUUCUCUCUCCCUUUGUACCCUUUCUCUCUCUAAUUUUCUGCAAUUGUCUCGUUAAAAUUCAUUCCUCUACAGCUUACAGCCAUGGUCUCUCACCUAGUCAACACUAUCCGAAAUGUAGUUGGGAUCACAGGGAACGUCAUCUCACUCUUCCUGUUCUUGUCUCCAGUGCCAACUUUUGUUCGAAUAUGGAAGAAAGGGUCAGUGGAGCAGUUCUCGCCAACCCCCUACCUAGCAACCUUAAUCAAUUGCAUGGUUUGGGUCAUUUAUGGACUCCCGAUGGUGCACCCCAACAGCACCCUGGUUAUGACCAUCAAUGGCACAGGGACCGCCAUUGAGUUCGCGUAUAUAUCCCUCUUUUUGAUCUUCUGUCCUGACAAGAAAAAGGGACUUAAAGUGCUACUAAUUGUGCUUGUUGAGCUAAUUUUCAUUGCCCUUGUCACCACCCUGGUUCUUACCCUAGUUCACACCACUGAACGCCGCUCCAUGGUCGUUGGAAUCAUAGCAGUCUUGUUCAAUAUCACGAUGUAUGCUUCGCCUUUAUCAGUCAUGAGACUGGUGAUCUCGACGAAAAGUGUGGAGUAUAUGCCAUUUUUCCUCUCCCUGGCUUCCUUUGGCAAUGGUGUUAUCUGGACUACUUACGCUUUCCUUCCUUUUGACCCUUUCAUAGCUGUUCCAAAUGGACUGGGCACGUUGUUUAGUUUAGCCCAACUUUUGUUGUAUGCCAUAUAUUACAAGUCCACCAAGAGAAUCAUAGCAGCAAGGAAAGAGACCAAGAUGGAGCUUAACCUGUCCGAGGUGGUCGUCGUCAGUGGAGAUAUCGAUCACAAAAAGACCGGCGGAGUCCCUUAGAGACCCAUCUCCGAUAUAAACAUACCCCAACAAUAUAUCUAUAUAUAUAUAUAAAGAGAGAGAGUUUGUUUUUGUCAUGAGCAUCCCCAUAGAAAUGGUGCGAUCAGUCAUGUUUAGUUUCUUGAAAAUCAUUGUGUAACCCAACUCGUAUAACCCAAGGGGGUUUUUCUCCAAUCCAAGUAAUAAGAGGUUGCUUCAGAGUUUAAACUAA
Theobroma cacao (cacao) is the source of this 1121-nucleotide messenger RNA. RefSeq names its product Nodulin MtN3 family protein (gene SWEET7). Gene Ontology annotation, biological process: carbohydrate transport. Gene Ontology annotation, molecular function: sugar transmembrane transporter activity. NCBI's taxonomy places the organism in Eukaryota, Viridiplantae, Streptophyta, Magnoliopsida, Malvales, Malvaceae. The record is from RefSeq and is a predicted model, not a curated record. Gene Ontology annotation, cellular component: membrane.